AUGCUGGAUAAGCGGCGACUCCAUGCCUCCGGUACGUCGCCUUGCACUCUGAUUUUUGUGGUCGCUUUGGCACUGACUGGAUGCUUCUCCUUCUGGCUUCACAUCGACAAUUCCGGUUCACCGACGCCAUACAGCGUAUCGGCACCGGGAUAUCUAUUAAUCUUACCCGGAAACGUAACACCCUCUCCGCAGCCAUAUUUAUUACACGAACUUCCGUUCGGUGACAAAUCAACUCUUAUUGAUAUAAAAGACUUUCGGUUCACAAUCAACAAUGAUCCAUGUAAUGGGACACAUCUAUUGUUGUUGAUGUUGGUUCACUCGGCUCCAGAGAAUUUCGUGAAGAGAAAUGUAGUCAGGGAAACCUGGGGCCAGCAAUCGUCAAAUGUGGCGCUCCUCUUCUUCGUUGGCUCAUCUGAUGAAUACCAAACGAUGUUGGAGGAGGAAAAUAGAAAAUAUAAAGAUUUGAUACAAGGCAACUUUCUCGAUGCCUACAGAAACAUGACUUAUAAGCAUGUGAUGGCAUUGAAAUGGGCUACGUAUCAUUGUCCAAGUGCCAAAUAUAUAUUAAAAUUAGAUGAUGAUGUUUUUGUUCAUAUACCUGCCAUGUUGGAUUUCUUGACGCGUGAUCUAUCACCAUGGGGAGCCAGGCGAUUGAUCCUUUGCGAUCUUCACCCCACAGGUACCGUGAAGAGAUCUUGGCGAUCUAAGUGGAGAGUCUCCCCUCAAGAAUAUCCUGGUAGACAUUAUCCUGCAUAUUGUGCAGGGUGGGCUAUAUUGUACUCUCCUGAUAGCGUAUUUCUUUUGUAUCGUGAAGCGCAGAAAGAGCCAUACUUUUGGAUAGAUGAUGUUCACAUUACCGGGACAUUAGCUAGGAAAGUAAAUUUAACACAAACUUCUCUGCAUUAUUUAAUGCUAACUAAUGAGAACAUGCAAGAUCUUCUAUCUAAUCCCAGUUCUCAUAGAGAGUUUCUAUUCGGACCUCCAAAUCUCACAGAAAACGAAAUAAGAGCCUUACAGAAUCUGGUCAUUAAACCACGGCCUAGUAGCGAAAGCCUAGUAAAUUGAAAUAUUUCGGAUACACGAAACAAAUUUAUGCAUCUGUGAUCGUUUUUAUUUUUAAGUCCAUUUUUUGAAUAAGAAAAUUUUAUCGCGAGUUAUAUUUCUUUUUCUACUUCAAUAAUCUUUAAUAAAAAUAAGAUUAAAAAUCAAUCAUCGCAAUAGAAUUCUUUUUAUCUCAAGAAAUAUAAAAAUCUCGGAGAUAAAAAUAGGCAGAUGCAUAAAUGUUCUUUUUAUUCAAUUCAAAAAAAUUUUUGUGAUAUUUGAUAUUUUAUGCACUUAUCACAUAUUUCAAUUUCAUGCAGAUAUAAUUCUUUUUGACAUAAACAUUCAAUUUUUUGCAUAGUAUUUUUACAGUAUUAUACUGAAUUGCAAAAGAAAUUUUAUCAAUAUCGAGUCGGAUAUCUUUUUACGAUAUUAUAUUUUUUUAUCAUAAUAAUUUCUUUUAUAUUGAUAUUAUAAAAAUGAUAUUAUGAUACCAGUGUUGAGUUAUUGUUUGUAUUUUAUAUAGUACUUACUUUUAUUUUAUAUUUUCAUUAUUUUUUUUUAAUUAUGGUUUGUAAUGUACUUGAAUAAUAUUUUAAUAGAAUACUUAAAUAACGUAUCCGAUUUGAAAAAACGCAUCAUAAUUAACGCACAAUAAGUUAUAUUCUUGUGGUGCUGUAAAGAAAAAUUAAUGGAGGAAAGAGAAGAAAAAAAAAAAGAAAAAGAAAGAUUCGUCCUGGGACUACCAGAGGAUUUAUCAAUAAAAUUUUCUGGCAGACCCGUGCCUUAGACACCGGGAUAGUAAGAACAAGAUGGGAAGUAUAUUUGUAGAAAACGAGUGUUCGUCCACCAUUAAUAAGAAAGUGCUCAAUGGCGAAAAUAAAAAAAAAAUCGCCAUAUUUCUUAUUUAUUUAUAUAUUUGUAUCUAAUUUGCGUAUUGUUAAGCUAUCUUUUAUUUAAAAAAUUUUAAAAAUGAUCAAAAGAUGCAUAUCAUAUUAAUAUAACAUAGGAACAAAUUUUCUUUUGCUAAUCAAUUAAUAUAAAACGAAAUGAUAAAAUCAAAUAUAAUUCUGAGAUUAAACGUGGUCAUAGAAGAAAAAGAUUUUAUAAAUAUAACACUAUUACAUCAAAAUUUAUAAUAUCAAAUUGUUAUGUGAGAAUUUCAAUAUAAAUUAAUAUUAUUAAAUAGCAAUAAGAGUACAACCCCAAAUUAAGGGUCCAUUCGCAAGUUAAAAGGAAAUUCUUGUUCUUAUAUCGCGAAUCGAUUUGAUAAUGCAGAUAAAAAAAAAAUUCUAAUUUUAAGUUCUUUAAACAACUAUUGAAAGCAAUAUCCAUGUAAAUGCACCUUUCUUUUUACAUUUAUCAUUAAUGAAUAUACCUCAGUAUACGUAUAUACAUAUACUGUAUAGUAUAAUUAUAUAUUUGAAUUUUAAAUUUUUUGUUUUUUUUUUAUUUUAAUUUAAAAUACAACGAAUACGAUUUGUAAAAGAAGCACACGAAUUUCUCUGAAGGACGAGCGACAGAAAGAAAGAUAGAGAAACAGAAAAUAUGUGUUUUAAAUGGUGACAAUUAAUACACUUCACUUCACUUCACUUCACAAAUUAUUGCUUCAAUGAACAUCUGUAAAUUUUGAAUUAAUCUGUAUACUUAUAGAUAUACGUACAAAAUGUUGGUGACUAUUAGUUAGCAGAAUUUUUUUUUUUUGUUUAACAUGAAAUAAACGAUUUUUACUUAUUUAUUUAAUUUAUAGUAAUUGUAGCACCAUUUUUUUGUCACUUAUAUAGAAAAAUAAAACAUUUCCAUUAUGUAUUAUCAAAUGUGUUUGCAUAAUGAUGGAGUAAAAUAUUAAUAAUUUCAAUAAA
Messenger RNA from Apis cerana (Asiatic honeybee), 2903 nucleotides. Its product is annotated as lactosylceramide 1,3-N-acetyl-beta-D-glucosaminyltransferase. Gene Ontology annotation, molecular function: hexosyltransferase activity. Gene Ontology annotation, biological process: protein O-linked glycosylation. Gene Ontology annotation, cellular component: Golgi membrane. Lineage: Eukaryota; Metazoa; Arthropoda; Insecta; Hymenoptera; Apidae. The record is from RefSeq and is a predicted model, not a curated record.